GCAAGAGAGUUUAUCUUCCUUUUUCAGCUUUACUUUUUUAUCAAAACCAAACAUAGCCUUACAAACACAAGACCGUGGUAGCAUAACCGAAACCAGUCCAGGUUCAGUGCACAUAAUUCCCCAUCAUUGUAUUGUAUCUGCUACACAUAAAAACAUUCUGCAUCUAACAUCUUUCGAUCAAACAAAUAAAAAUAACAAAGCGAUCCAAAAAAACACACAAACAACAAUCACCAUGGGAGAGGAAGUAGACACUGCUUUUGUCCAAGCACCAGAACACAGGCCAAAAUCCUCAGUGAUCGUGGCAGAAGGAAUCCCUCUGAUUGAUCUCUCUCCCAUAAACUACCAAAACGAAGACACCCUCUUGGAUUCUUCUAUCGAAAACUUAGUCAAAGAAAUAGGCAGUGCUUGCAAGAAAUGGGGUUUCUUUCAGGUGAUCAAUCACAAGGUGCCUUUGGAUAAACGAGAGAGGAUUGAAGAGGCUGCAAAAAAGUUCUUUGCACUUGGUUUAGAGGAAAAGUUGAAGGUGAGAAGGGAUGCGGUUAACGUGUUGGGUUACUUUGAAGCAGAACAUACCAAGAACGUUAGGGACUGGAAAGAGAUCUAUGAUUUCAAUGUUCAGGAACCCACUUUUAUACCACCCUCAGAUGAACCAGAUGAUGAGGAAAACGUUCAGUUCCAAUGGGAUAACCGGUGGCCUCAGAAUCCUCCUGAGUUCAAAGAAGCAUGCCAAGAGUAUGCACAAGAAGUGGAGAAACUUGCUUAUAAGUUGAUGGAACUUGUUGCACUGAGCUUAGGCUUAGUGCCAAAUAGGUUCCGCGGGUAUUUCACACAUAACACGAGCAAUAUCCGUCUGAAUCAUUAUCCAGCUUGCCCCUACCCUCAUCUGGCUCUUGGACUCGGACGCCACAAGGACACUGGUGUCUUGACUGUGCUUGCUCAAGAUGACACUGGUGGUCUAGAAGUUAGGAGAAAAUCAGAUGGAGAGUGGAUUCGAGUCAAGCCCAUUUUCAAUUCCUUCAUCAUCAAUGUCGGUGAUAUGAUCCAGGUUUGGAGCAAUGAUGCUUAUGAGAGUGUAGAACACAGGGUUAUGGUGAACUCUGAGAAGGAUAGGUUUUCAAUUCCAUUCUUUCUGAAACCAGCACUCUACACUGAUGUGAAGCCCUUGGAAGAGUUGCUAGAUGAUAGAAACCCUCCUAUAUAUAGACCAGUCAACUGGGGUAAGUUCCGCUCUGCAAGAAUGCGAAGUAAUUUUGCCAAAUCCAAAGUUGAAAACCUCCAAAUUUAUGAUUUCAAGUUUCCUAGUAACUGAGUCAGAGUCCAUAAAUUGGAGACCGUACAAAAUGAAAACUUGAAAAGUUUUUAAAUAGUAAAUACAAGCCCAAAUAUGCGAGAUGGUAAACUAAAUUUCUUUGCUAUCUGAAGCAAUUUUGCUUGUAUUUGUACAUAUAUACAUAUAUUUCUAAGAAACAUGCCAGAGGGAUUGGAAACAGGUUUGUGAUUUUAAUGACAAGAAAAGCCAUAACUUCACAGAACUUCCUGAAAAUUUUGCCAGAUAAAGUAACUAUGUCAAAGCAAAUUUGGUGUUACUCGGUUCCUGUGAAAUAAUCAGUGUACAGUCCAUAGAAACCUUCAGACUUCGGGUAUCUUAAUUUAACUAGCUUUUAGCCUUGUACUAAUUCUUCUUUCUGAAGACAUCGAUUAAUUUACAAAGGUCACUGACUAAUUCACUGUACGGAAGUACUACUAUAAAUAAUAAGAUUUAGUGUGUGUUUA
Molecule: messenger RNA, 1773 nt
Organism: Glycine soja
Lineage: Eukaryota; Viridiplantae; Streptophyta; Magnoliopsida; Fabales; Fabaceae
Product: probable 2-oxoglutarate-dependent dioxygenase ANS
Exons: 3
Coding region: 233-1309 (358 amino acids)
Molecular function (GO): dioxygenase activity
Source: RefSeq, a predicted model, not a curated record